Molecule: messenger RNA, 639 nt
Organism: Hydatigera taeniaeformis
Lineage: Eukaryota; Metazoa; Platyhelminthes; Cestoda; Cyclophyllidea; Taeniidae
Source: the annotation of a GenBank genome assembly
GGUGUCAUCACAACGGUGGGAAAGGCUCAGUUUCCCGAGAACCAUGUGUAUAGGCUGAGCAUUCGAGCUGUGGAUUUGAAUGCGGCCAAACCAGAGACAAGUUUUGCUGACAUGCUGCUGUUGGUCUACACCUCCUUCCAACCCGUGGUCUUUCCAGCGGCCAUCUUUCAGUUCAAUUAUUCAGAGGAAUUACCUCCUGAAACCACGGUUGGAUACAUACCUGCACGAUCUUUAAAUUCCCUCAAUGAAAAAGUCUCCUUUACCGUAAUUCGAGGACCCGAUCCCUCCGAGGAACCUGUUCGAAUUGAAAAUGGUGGUGACGGCCGGAUUACCAUCAAAAGGAAGUAUGACUACGAACAUAUACUUGAUCACUCCUGGAGUUAUCUCAUAGAGGCGCGCGUCCCUAAUGGCUUUUCGGCCACCGCUUUGAUGGUAGUCAACAUCAUUGACACGGAUGACAAUCCUCCUUUUUUCGAGCUUAUGGAAUAUCAUUCAGAGCCCAUCCUUGAGACCGUCAAAGUCGGGACUGUUGUCCUCGAAGGUGAUUUUGGCAACCUCUUAAAGUUUGAGAUUUCUGUAGGCCUGCUAAGUGCUUCCAAUGAGCAAAUCUUAUUCGUAGCCCUUUCAUUCUGUUGCUAG